AUGUUGCAUCCGGUACAGCUGUCGACCAAUGAAAUUGGCGGUCACACGCCCUUCACACCCAUCACUCCCUGCGCUGGCGGUCUUGACGGAUCACCUACCCCCAAGCCGGCGGCCUCCAUUGGGUCUCCAACCUCGCCCUUUUCAAGGGCCAAAUUGAAGACUUCUUCACCCACAAAGCCCUCACCACCACCCCUUCCGACUGGCAAACAAUUCUCCCUGGAGGAAUUCAGGUUCGUGUAG
Messenger RNA from Dibothriocephalus latus, 240 nucleotides. The record is from the annotation of a GenBank genome assembly. NCBI's taxonomy places the organism in Eukaryota, Metazoa, Platyhelminthes, Cestoda, Diphyllobothriidea, Diphyllobothriidae.